Notothenia coriiceps (black rockcod) is the source of this 6695-nucleotide messenger RNA. It is a transcript of the gene akap12b, whose product is annotated as A kinase (PRKA) anchor protein 12b. The record is from RefSeq and is a predicted model, not a curated record. The transcript is spliced from 4 exons. Bases 237 to 4493 code for a protein of 1418 amino acids. Gene Ontology annotation, cellular component: cytoplasm. Gene Ontology annotation, molecular function: protein kinase A binding; calmodulin binding. Gene Ontology annotation, biological process: signal transduction; regulation of protein kinase C signaling. NCBI's taxonomy places the organism in Eukaryota, Metazoa, Chordata, Actinopteri, Perciformes, Nototheniidae.
GCUGCAAGGCGUGCCAUGUGAUACUGAGGGGAGGUGCGGGCGUCCUGACAGAGUUAGCUGGUCCUCAUACUUCACAUCACUCCAGAUCAAGGCAACCCCGGGGCGGAGCAGCACUGUAUAGCUCGUCAUUUGGACGCUUUGGAUACUUGCUGCUUGCUGUAACACAGUCGUGCCAUCUUUGAGGGCUGCUGUUAGUUUUUUAGAGACCUAAGUUCACCUUAUUGUGAUUGUGCGCCAUGGGAGCAGAGAGCUCAGUGCCGCGGGACGGGAAGAGCCAGGAAGAUGCCCCAGCUUCAGCCUCAGCCUCCGGCGGGGAUCUCACUGCGGAGGGGUCUGUGCUCCAGGAAAGGAGCAGCGUCACCGACAGCAAGCCUCUGGUGAAAAAUGGACAAAUCUCCAGCAUGACGAGUCUGAAUGGUAACUCGGAGGACAACACCCUGGGAGAAGUUGGCCAGCCGGAUGGUGUGGUCCAGAAGGAGGAGGCUCCUGAGACCAUGGACACCAUUCAGGGAGAAGUGGCUCCUCAAGUGAACGGCGAGAAAGUGGAGAAAGAGUCUCCCGAUGCCAAUGACAUCUCUGCUGUUGAGGAGAAAGCAGCGGAGGAGAAACCUGGUGAUGCCAAUGAAGUCGGCUUCAAGAAGAUCUUCCGCUUUGUGGGCUUUAAGUUCACACUGAAGAAGGACAAGAGUGAGGACAAGGAUCCUGUGAAGCUUCUCACAGUCAAAGAUAAGGAAGAGGAGGUGAGUGGGACCGAUGAACCUACAAAGGAGCAGGAAGAGGAGAAGAGCCCCACCGAAGAAAAGGAGGCUGAUACAGAUGUAUCUACUGCCGAGGCGGAGGUCAUUAAAGAUGAUAAAGCUGAAUCUAGCGAUGCCCCAGCUGAGGGCACUGCCGCUGAAGCUACUGAUGAAGCAGUCAAGGAGGGAGCAGCUGAGAAGGAAGGCGAGAUCACUCUGUCCCCCUUCAGGAAGCUCUUUAGUACAGGACUCUUCUCUAACCUGAGAAAGAAAGCCAGUGUCAAGAAGACGAAAGAGGAGGAAGACAAGGAGCCAGCUGUUGAGGAGGAGGCAACAAAGACAGAAGAAACGACUGAUGUUGUGGAGGAAAAAGAAGAGAAAGAUGAGGCGAAGCAAGAAACUAAUGAGGAGGCACCAGCAGCUCCAGAGGAAGAGAAAACAGAGACGUCCCCAGAGGCCACAGAUGAAACUAAUGCUGCUGAAACUACUGAUGACACCAAACAAGAAGAGGAAAAGGCUGAAGCAGAGGUGACUUCUGAGGCUGAGCUGCUGUCAUCACAGGAGAAGGUGAAAUCCCAGGGAAGCCCCCUGAAGAAGCUUUUCACCGGAGCUGGCUUGAAGAAGCUCUCAACUAAGAAACAGAGGGCCAAGAGGGAAGCUGAGAAGAAGCUCACUGAGUCUGGGGAGCAGGCAGGUGAGCAGCUUCAAUCCUCCACUGAGUCAGGAGAGGCCCCAAAGACUGACAGUGGGCCCACAUCCCCCGAAGAGUCUGUGGAGGUGACACCGAUUGAAUCCAGCCAAGAGACUGACGGCGAAGUUGCCUCCGAUGGAGAGAAGAAAAAAGAUGGUAUCAUCGCCUGGUCCUCAUUCAAGAAACUAGUGACACCCAAGAAGCUUGUAAAAAGGUCUUCUGAAAGCGAUGAUGAAGCCACAGGUGAGAAACCAGCAAAGUCAGCCACCCUGUCCUCUUCUGAGAGUGCCCCGUUAGCAGAUACAAGUGUUGAAGAGGAGGCUCAGGAGGAUAAGCCGACUGAGGAAGAGCCAAAAACCGAAAACACUGAGAAGCUGGUCAGCAGCACGGAGGAGCCGAAAAGGAAAAUGGACACCUCUGUCUCCUGGGAGGCCCUAAUGUGUAUGGGUGGACCCAAGAAGAGGACAAGGAAGACCUCUGAUUCUGACGAUGAGGAGACCAAGGUUGAAGAGGAACCUGCAGCAGAGGCAGCGGUAGAAGGGGAGGAGCAGGAGGUAGAAGCUGAGCCUGCCAUUGUCACUUCCCAAAACUCCGAAAGUGAUGGUGAAGUUGCUUCUUCCCCUGAACCUUCAUGCCCCGCCACUGAGAGAGAGUCCACCUGGGACACACUGAAGCGCAUGGUUAUGCCAAAGAAUAAGGCCAAAGUUGAGGAGAAGCCAGAGGAGGCUGCGGAACAAGUCCUGUCAGACAGUGAAGCGCCAAAAGACGAGUCAUCUUUCUCGUUGAGGAAGCUCUUCCCUGGACGCAGGAAGAAGAAGGCUGAAAAACAGGCCUCCACUGAACAGGGUGAGGAGGACUCUGACACCCCAGCUGUGGUUCCCCUCUCAGAUUAUGAAGACCAAGUUGAAGCUGAACAGGAAGCACAAGAAGAGGAAGCUCCAGCAGAACCUACUGAGGUCCAGAUUAAAGUAACCGCUGAAGAUAGAUCCGCUGAAGAUAGAUCCCCUUCAUGGAUCGCAGCCGCCGUCGAGGAAGGUGAUGACAAACACGAUCAGCUGAGUGACAUACCAGAGGAGGCUGAGAACGCUGCCACGCCUAAAUCUGUUGACACUGACAUCGCAGAGGAUGAAGACAAGGAGCCAUCCCCUAAACCCCCCAGGAGUACUGGGCGCAGACUCUCCACGGCUGAGGUAAUGCCUUUCGCUCCAGCUCCAUCUGCGGAAACCACUCCUGUUCCUCGGGGUCCCAACGCAGAAAGUGCCGUAGUGGUUUCGGAGGGCAUUAAUGCUCAAGUUACCGAAAUUCCACCCCAGGUAGAUGUGACUGUUGAAGAUGUACCAACUGAGGAAGCUUCUGAGAAAACUGAGUAUGAACCACCAACUCAGAAGGUUGAGACCAGCACAUGUACUAUCCUGCGGCCACACGCUUGUGACGAGGCCAUGGCUAUCUGCACUGGCCUAGGAACCAAGGAGAUCGCCAAAGUGGCUAUGGAGAAACCAGCAAUGCCCAUUGCAGAGUGUGUGGCCGUGAUCCAUGAUAGUGUAAGCACAGAGAUGACAGUGAUGCAGAAGCCACCAAGUGCAGAAGAAGCCAUUCAUUCAGAAGAUGCCGUGCUCAUUGCCCAAGUGCACCAAGUAGAGGCUACCGAGCUCGAGCCUGCGGUUGAAAGUGAUUCGUCAGACCUUCAGGCGGCCAGUGUGAGCCUGGAACCAGGGCUGGAUCAGGUUGGAAUUGUCAGUGUUCAGGAGUCUGAAAUCAUCACGCCUGCUUCAUUGACCGAGAACUCUCCUAAAGCUUUUGUGGUGGAUCCCAUUACACCAACAUUUGAAACAGCUGUUUGCACCCAGAGCGUAGCAGUCACUGAGCCAACUGUGGAGACCAAGGAAAUCAAAUUGAAUGUGGAGCAGCUUGCUGCCACUGAAGAAAACAUUGGAAAAGAGGUAAUUCAGAGUGUGACUAAAGAGGUUGCUGCUACCAUUUGUGAAAGAGCAGAGACCAGCAUCACAGAGGAGACCGAGCCAGCCACCCAUCUCAUCGUACCAAGUGAGGAGGUUGUUAUUGCCGAAACACUGGUGCUUGUGGCCCCAGCCAAUGAAGACGCAUCAGAAAUUGAAAAUGCACCUGAGACAGUCGUGGAAAAGGUGGAGGAAAUCAUCGAGCAGACCAGCGAAAUUGAAGCUCAGAGUAUGGUCAUUGCCCAUAAUGUCAUUCAGGAUGCCGUGGAUAAAGUUUCAGAAGACAAGCCUGAAUCCGAAGAUUCCGACACCCCAGCACCAGCCAAGGCCAUCGCAACAACAGAGGAAGAGAUUGAGAUAUCAACCGAGGGCCCUGUUAUUACAGAAACCCCUGUUGCUGUUGAGUGCAAAGCCCCAAAGUCACCCAAGCUGCUUCAUGUUGCCAUGGAGGUCAUUGACACAACCAUCGUAGAAGUUACAGGGAGCCUUGAUGCCUCUGUAGAAGAGAACAAACCAGAAGAAGAGUUGAAGAAAGAUGUGGAGGUAAAAGUAGGUGAAGAAACGAUCGUAUUGGAAGAAGUGGUUGAGAUAAAGUCAGAGAGUCAGACGGAGGUGGAGCUUGAAGAGGUCAAAGAAGAACAGAGCAAAGAAGAAGCAGAGGUUAAGGAAGCAGAGGUCGAAGAGAAAGCUGAGGAAGUGGAACCACGACCAGAGGAAGAAAAGUCAGAUUCCCCUUCAGAAGAGAACAAAGAGAACGUGCUUGAGAUUCACAUGCCAGUCCAAGUCGUUCUGCAGACGGCUCAGGUGUUCGAGGAACCAUCGGUGGAAGAAGAGGCCGCGGUGGAGUUUGACAGCAACGGCCCUGUGGCUGAAGACACCAACGUAAAACCAAAGAAAGCUACAAAAGAAAACCAACUCUCAACGCUGUCAGAAGAACCCCAGGUGCCAGCUGCAGCAGAGGUUUCCACUCCCAGCCAGGACACAGAGGCAGAGGCACCGGGAGCACCGUCGGGGAAGUGUGCGGAGGUGAUGGCGCAGGUGAUGGAGGUGAUCGAGGAGGCUGUGAAGGAGAUCGAGCCUGUGUCCACAGAGAUCACAGCAGCAUCAUGAGCAGCUGGAGAUACAUUAUUGAUGCCUGGGAGACACACUGUCUGGACCAGGAAGUGAGUGAUGAGGGAGCGAGAGAGAAAGAGAGAGAGAAUGAAAGAGGCUGGGACCGGGCUCCUCCCAUCCCGCCCAGAGAGACUGAGUGACUGAGCAACAGCUCCGCCAUUCUCUCCACCUCCCAACCAACUGUACUCCAACCCCAUCCUGCAGCCCAGUCACCGCUAAACGUGACGUCCCACCGCCAUAUCCUCACCCUUCACCCGCUCUCAUACACACGCACACUAAAGCAUGUCCUGGCUUGUCAUCAAUGUGAUGUGUGUUCAGUGACUUUCCAUUGCCCUUGCUGCAUAAGACAAGAGUCUGCAACCUGGUCGAGUGUGUAUCUGUUCAUAUGUGUGUUUGUAUGUGUAUAGUACGGAGAGUAGGCUGGUGUCAGAAGGUGAUGAGAUGGAGGAUUAUUAACUUGUAUAUUGUAUUUAUAUCUUGAAUAUUCUUUCAUUCACCCCUAUUUUUUUUGUCUGAAUAUUGUUACCUUGUUGUUUUUAAAAUACCCAAAUGAUACUGUGAUACAUCAGGUAUUUGUUUGAGCAACAUUAUGAUGAAGGGGUAGUGAAUAGAAACAUCUAUAAAGUAUAAUUUCCCCAAAUAAAUGUGACUGCCUAUAAGUAGCUGAUGCAUCACAGGUUUUAAUGGUCAUAUUUUUUCAAUAAUGAUUUCAGUAGCAGAAUAGCUAAACCAUGGUACAAGUGUGAUUCCACUGACAGUAAGUGAUAACAGAGAGUUUUCAAACAUUCUCUUGUCGCAAUGUGUUCUCACUCUGCACCCAACAAAAUACUUAAUAAGCUUCAUGUAGAUAAGACCAACAAUCACUGCCUGAUUUACUGUGAAAAAUACAUUGUUACACAUUGUUUUAUGUAAUAAUACAAUAAAAUACUAUUAUAACACCCUCAUGUGAUCAUGUGGCAGAGAUAUAUGUGGUUAACAGUGACAUGCAGAGAGAUUAAAAAUACUUUUUUUUUACACUGUCACACUGCAUUGACGUGUUAGAAACACAAAUAUAUCACAAUAUUUUAAGGCCAUGUUUCUGUGGUUAUGUGUGACAUACUGUAUGUAAUAUUUGUAAAGUUUAACACCUUCCUUACUACACUAUAUUUAUACUUCUUUAUGAAAAGACAGUAUGUUGAUGCCCUCUGUUGCCUACAGAAAGUAGCGCACCCUUUAGUCCUCUGUCAUUUGUUUCACUUUGGCUUAAACAAUGUUUUAACAGAAUGAUAAAAGUCUUAAAAAAAACAUGUUCUUUAAUCAGCAUGAUGGCUCAGGCAUAGGUUGGGGAUUUAGAGGCACGGACACUGACUGCAUGGUACCAGAAGUGAAAAUAAAAUCUCCUUUAAAAGCCAAAUUGAGUUAGGCUCAAUCAGGGAGUCAUGGACUUUCCAUUGCUCACAGGAUAAGACAUCAGUUGCAUCCAAUUAAAAUCCUAAAGCAUCUAAGGAGCUGCUAUUGCUAGUUACUCAUCAAACCUAAGUCACAUGGUCAUGCUUUCUUGUGCUUUGGCAAAGUGAGACGAUUAGGGUAAAGGAUGAUGAGGAAACUCCUUGGUUCCAGUUUGACCACCAAAGCAAGGGUUGCACUGGUAUUUGUUUAUGUGUUACCAAAUUGGCAAACUUGCACUGUGUCAAUCCUUCAAACAUCAUGAGAAUGAACAUUCUUCUAUAAUCCACUGAUACAAAUUUGACACGAGCAGCUCUAGACGCUCACGUUUCACUCAGCUUUAUGACCAAACAAGAGAAAGAUCAGGAAGUAUGAGCCCUUGUUAGGUCACCACUUCCCUUUAUUUUGACUCUAGAGGGUGUGCCACGUCCAUACUUGCUUUAUGUAAAAUAAAUGAUAAGAGAAAUCACAAUGUGAGCUUACGCCUUUUGCUAUUGUUGCAUAAUGUAAAGCAUUUAGUUGGGCCACGUGCCCACUCUAGUCCUCCCCUGCUUUUUGUAACACUUAACUGUGAACCUGUUAACAUUUGUACAGAUUGUAUUGUAUACUUAUUGUAUGUACUUAAAAAUCAUAUUGUUGUUAUAUUAACCUGCAGGCAUUUAGCUUAAUAUUCAUGUAGCAUGGUCUUACUGGUCUUUUAUAUUUCCCAAGCUGUUAAUAGUGAGGAUACAGAAACUUGUCUAUAUUUCAUUCAAUAAAGGUAGAGAAAAUGUA